AAUAAAACCGAAAAAAUUCAUGAAAACAAUACUUCCAUUCAUUAGUUUUAAAAUGCUUUACUUGGGUGUAACUUCAAAAAGUAAUUUUUCAAAAUUUAUUUUUAUUCCAACGAUUCUCUAAAUUGGUUGGUUUCAAAUGUUAUGGACUUGAUGAAGAAAAGCGUAAAGUACCGAUUCUUUUUGGGGUUUUGCGUUCUUGUUACUAUAUUAUGUUUCAUUUUACUUAGUUGGUUAUGCCCAGAUAAAGUGUGUGCUCUUUCAAACUGGCAUUAUUCGCAAUUUCGAUAUCCAAGUUGGAGUAAACUGAGUUUAAAACAUGUUGUUGCAGAUAAUUUAGGACGACCAUUAACUUUUCUUUCGCAUCCUUUAAUAAAGGAAAGACUGAAAGUAGUCGAUGUGCACGAUAAACUUUCAUUUGACGAAUUAAUAAGAUCUGAUUUUCAUUUUGAUAUUAAAGGAUCUGAUGUUAUUGUAUUUCUUCAUAUUCAAAAAACUGGUGGUACUUCAUUUGGAAGGCAUUUAGUCAGGGAUUUAGAUUUAGAACAACCUUGUCAAUGCCGGAAGGGGAGGAAAAAGUGUCGCUGUUACAGACCGGACUCCGAUGAUAAAUAUUGGCUUUUCAGUAGGUAUUCCACUGGUUGGAAAUGCGGCUUACAUGCCGACUGGACAGAACUGACGAAUUGUGUUGAAAGUGCCAUGGACCAAACCGAGAAAGGGUCGGCCAAAAGAAGAUAUUUUUAUAUCACAUUGCUCAGAGAACCUGUAGCAAGAUUUCUGAGUGAAUUUCGACAUGUACAGAGAGGAGCAACGUGGAAAACUUCCCGUCAUUUAUGCGAUGGGCGUCCUCCAACUCCUGAAGAACUUCCUCAGUGCUUUGCCGGUGAAGACUGGAGAGAUGUCUCUCUAAAUGAAUUCAUGACAUGUCAUUCCAAUCUAGCUAUUAAUAGACAAACUCGUAUGCUUGCUGAUCUUACUCUUGUUGGAUGCUACAAUACAUCAGCCAUGCCUCCUCGAGACAGGGAUAUGCUCAUGCUAGCAAGUGCAAAGGAAAAUUUAAGAAAAAUGGCCUUUUUUGGCCUUUGUGAGUAUCAAAAAAUCUCUCAAUAUUUAUUUGAGAGUACCUUUCAUCUCCACUUUCUCCAACCAUUUCAUCAGUUGAAUGAAACGCACGGUAGCCUUGCUCGUUCCGAAAUCAGUGAAGACGAUAUCAAAAAGAUCCGUAGGCUUAAUCAUUUAGACAUUCAGCUUUAUGAAUAUGCCACAACUCUUUUAAAGCACAGAUUUGAAAUUGUAAAGAAAAAAGAUAAAAAUUUUGAAGAACAUUUUAAAAAUUUAGGUAAGAAAAAGAGCACUUCUGAUGGCUAUGGCUCAGGAUUAAAAGAAUCUUGAUUAAACUGCAUUAUAAAAGCAUUUGGUUUCAGCAAACAUUAUAGCUCCUAUAAUAUUAUGAAAGCAUUUUUAUCUAUAUUUUUUAAUUAUCAGCUAGUUGCAACAAAAUGGUUCUUGCUGUUGAUCGCAAAGAUUAAAAUAUCAUGAAAAAAUCUCUUAUUACAUUCAGUCAAAAUAUUUUAUACAAUAAGAAAUUUGGUAUUGGCUAAAAUUGAAUCAAUAUUAUACAAUUAUUUCUUUGAAUUCUUCAUUUAUUCAAAAUGCAGUUUAUAUGGAAGCUAUU
This is a messenger RNA of Argiope bruennichi, 1672 nucleotides long. RefSeq names its product heparan-sulfate 6-O-sulfotransferase 2-like. Bases 142 to 1389 code for a protein of 415 amino acids. The transcript has 2 exons. Gene Ontology annotation, cellular component: membrane. The record is from RefSeq and is a predicted model, not a curated record. NCBI's taxonomy places the organism in Eukaryota, Metazoa, Arthropoda, Arachnida, Araneae, Araneidae. Gene Ontology annotation, molecular function: heparan sulfate 6-sulfotransferase activity.